Molecule: messenger RNA, 2070 nt
Organism: Procambarus clarkii (red swamp crayfish)
Lineage: Eukaryota; Metazoa; Arthropoda; Malacostraca; Decapoda; Cambaridae
Source: RefSeq, a predicted model, not a curated record
AUGGUUAUUCCAGCACUUAUUUCAAUGGAGCUGUUUGGUUCUUCCAAGAUUUCGUUGGACCUGUGGCUCAGCUUGUUGGAAGCAAACUUGCAGUACUGUGAAAUUAGGAAGUACGCCAAUAAGAAAGCGGUACUCUUAGUUUCACUUGGUGCAGAAGUAUAUAGUAUCCUGGGCUACGAGGCCCCUAGGCCCCGAGGCCCUAGAGCCAUCCCUGAAACCAGUCCUAGUGCCAGCCCUGGAGCCAUCCCUAGAGCCAGCCCUGGAGCCAGCCCUGGAACCAGCCCUAGAGCCAUCCCUGGAGCCAGUCCUAGUGCCAGUCCUGGAGCCAGCCCUAGAGCCAGCCCUAGAGCCAGCCCUAGAGACAGCCCAGGAGCCAGCCCUAGAGCCAUCCCUGGAGCCAGCCCUGGAGACAGCCCAGGAGCCAGCCCUGGAGCCAGCCCUAGAACCAGCCCUGGAGCCAGCCCUGGAGCCAGCCCUGGAGCCAGCCCUAGAGCCAGCCCUGGAGACAGCCCUAGAGCCAUCCCUGAAGUCAGCCCUGGAGCCAGCCCUGGAGACAGCCCUGGAGCCAGCCCUGGAGCCAUCUCUUGUGCCAGCCCUGGAGCCAGCCCUGGAGACAGCCCAGGAGCCAGCCCUGGAGCCAUCCCUGGAGCCAGCCCUAGAGCCAGCCCUGGAGCCAUCCCUGGAGCCAGCCCUGGAGACAGCCCAGGAGCCAGCCCUGGAGCCAGCCCUAGAACCAGCCCUGGAGCCAGCCCUGGAGCCAGCCCUGGAGCCAGCCCUAGAGCCAGCCCUGGAGACAGCCCUAGAGCCAUCCCUGAAGCCAGCCCUGGAGCCAGCCCUAGAGCCAGCCCUGGAGCCAGCCCUAGAGCCAUCCCUGGAGCCAGCCCUAGAGCCAUCCCUGGAGCCAGCCCUGGAGCCAUCCCUGGAGCCAGUCCUGGAGCCAGCCCUAGAGCCAGCCCUGGAGACAGCCCAGGAGCCAGCCCUGGAGCCAUCUCUGGAGCCAGCCCUGGAGCCAGCCCUGGAGACAGCCCUGGAUCCAGCCCUGGAGCCAGCCCUGGAGCCAGCCCUGGAGACAGCCCAGGAGCCAGCCCUGGAGCCAUCCCUGGAGCCAGCCCUAGAGCCAGCCCUGGAGCCAGCCCUGGAGCCAGCCCUGGAGACAGCCCAGGAGCCAGCCCUAGAGUCAUCCCUGGAGCCAGCCCUGCCUUGGAGCCAGCCCUGGAACCAGCCCUAGAGCCAUCCCUGGAGCCAGUCCUAGUGCCAGCCCUGGAGCCAGCCCUAGAGCCAGCUCUGGAGACAGCCCUGGAGCCAGCCCUAGAGCCAGCCCUCGAGCCAGCCCUGGAACCAGCCCUAGAGCCAUCCCUGGAGCCAGUCCUAGUGCCAGCCCUAGAGCCAGCCCUAGAGCCAGCCCUGGAGACAGCCCAGGAGCCAGCCCUAGAGCCAGCCCUAGAGCCAUCCCUGGAGCCAGCCCUGGAGCUAGCCCUGGAGCCAGCCCUGGAGCCAGCCCAAGAGCCAGCCCUGGAGCCAGCCCUAGAGGCAGCCCUGGAGUCAUCCCUGGAGCCAUCCCUGGAGCCAGCCCUAGAGCCAGCCCUAGAGCCAGUCCUGGAGCCAGCCCUGGAGCCAGUCCUGGAGCCAGCCCUGGAGCCAGCCCUAGAGCCAUCCCUUGGAGCCAGACCUAGAGCCAGCCCUGAGCCAGCCCUGGAGCCAGCCCUGGAGACAGCCCUAGAGCCAGCCCUAGAGCCAUCCCUGGAGCCAGCCUUGAACCAGCCCAGAAGCCAGCCCUAUAGAGCCAUCCCUGGAGCCAACCCUAGAGCCAGCCCAGGAGCCAGCCCUAGAGCCAGCCCUGGAGCCAUCCCUGGAGCCAUCCCUGGAGCCAUCCCCGGAGCCAGCCCUGGAACCAGCCCUAAAGCCAUCCCUGGAGCCAGCCCUAGAGCCAGCCCAAGAGCCAGCCCUAGAGCCAGCCCUAGAGCCAGCCCUGGAGCCAGCUCUGAUGCCAGCCCUAGAGCUAGCCCUAGAGUCAGCUCUGAAGCCAGCCCUAGAGCUAGUCCUAGAGCCAGCCCUGGAGCCAGCUAUUGA